AUGGCCGAUCCAAAGAAAGCCAUUGCCAAUAUACCAGACUUUAAUGGGGAAUCAAUCGAUAAAAUUGAAUCGUGGUGUCUUCGUAUCGAAUAUGCAUUUGCGUCACAAAACAUCCAAGACCCUGCACGAUUGUUAGUUAUUCCAACAAAGUUAAACGGUCAAGCACUGAUGUGGUACGAUCGUAUGCAUAGAACAACACUAUUUCAAACAAAUAUCUAG
This is a messenger RNA of Didymodactylos carnosus, 219 nucleotides long. The record is from the annotation of a GenBank genome assembly. Lineage: Eukaryota; Metazoa; Rotifera; Eurotatoria; Philodinida; Philodinidae.